AACCGGAAGUUUGAUAAUCUGAGUGUGGGUGACUCGACAUCAAACUUUGCCCUCUCUAGUUCUGGAAGUGGAAGAAGUUGAGUCUCCUCAGUCAUCCGCCGGCGCCGCCUCCUCUCCGCUCGCUGCGGAGGACAGAGGACAGAAUCUUCUGCAAGGGGACACGGGGAAGGGCUAUAGAGAGGAGUCUAAACCUUCCAGUGCGGCUGAACCUCUUGGGAUAUCCGUCCAGGUUUUUUUCCACUCCUAUAAGGACUCGUCCAGGAUCCCUCACCACUCACUGAUCACCACACUGUAGAGGCUGCUAUGUCUGAACCCACGGAUCUUUCAGCAGCCAUGGCCCAACAGAGUGCUGAGCUGUCCCACUGCUAGGCAACGGGGCAUCCGAGAGGGCAGAAGACAUGUUGGGACAGAGGCCCGGGGACCACUGCACUGAAUUCUGUUACUAUAGCAACUACUGUAGUAACCAUGGAAAUGCUAUGGAGGACUGGUCUGGUCUGCACUGCCAUUGUCGUCAUGGUUGCCAAAGAGGUCGAAGAAGGUCACAGAGAUGAGUUUGUCCAGUCUCAAGCUGCUUUCCUGUCCAGUCUAGGCCAGUAUGAGAUUGCCAUCCCAUUACGUGUAGGACCCAAUGGCCAGGUGCUGGAUGCAGAAAUGCCACAACACCACAGAAGGAAACGCAGCACUGAAGAAAGACUGCCGGACUCUCUCUUCUACCAGCUGUCCACGUCACGUAAUAACUUCCUGCUGAACCUAACGCUGCAGGGAGGCCUGCUGUCCCGGCUGUUCAGAGUGGAAUACUGGAAGAAAGGCAGAUUGGCCUGGAGUCAUCCUUACUCUCCCCACUGCCACUAUGUUGGACACCUCCAAGAUCAACCGCACUCCAGCAAAGUGGCCUUGAGCAACUGUAACGGCCUGCAGGGGGUGAUUGUUGCAGGGGGAGAGGAGUACCUGAUUGAACCCCUUGUCUCACCAGAUAACCAGACCAAGCAGGAGAGGGGGGAGAGAGCAGAGGGGCGCCCCCAUGUGGUUUACAAGCGGUCGUCGCUUCGCCAUCAGUACAAGGGCCAAUCCUGCGGAGUCAUUGAUGAGAAGCCGAUGAAAGGCGCGUCAUGGUGGCAGCGAACUCUGAAGACGCCUCCUCAUCAUGCUGGGCGAGGCCAGCUGCCUCUGAAGCGCUCAGUUAGCCGGGAGCGCUACGUGGAGACGCUGGUGGUAGCCGACAAGAUGAUGGUUGGUUACCAUGGUCGCAGGGACAUCGAGCAGUACAUCCUGGCUGUCAUGAAUAUUGUUGCCAAACUGUUCCAGGAUUCUAGCCUGGGGAAUGCAGUCAACAUUGUGGUGACACGGCUCAUCCUGCUAAUGGAAGACCAGCCAACACUAGAGAUCAACCACCAUGCAGGGAAGUCUUUAGACAGCUUCUGUAAGUGGCAGAAAAACAUCCAGCACCGCAGCAGUUACGGUAACGCCAUACCAGACAACGGGAUCGCUCACCAUGACACUGCUGUGCUUAUUACCAGAUACGACAUCUGUAUUCAAAAGAACAAGCCCUGUGAAACUCUAGGUCUGGCUCCUGUAGGAGGAAUGUGUGAGCCAGAGAGGAGCUGCAGCAUCAAUGAGGACAUUGGCCUGGGAACAGCCUUCACUAUUGCCCACGAGAUAGGACACACGUUUGGGAUGAACCAUGACGGGAUGGGAAACGCCUGCGGGCCCCGCAGCCAGGAGACCGCCAAGCUGAUGGCUGACCACAUCACCAUGAAGACAAACCCAUUCAUCUGGUCCGCCUGUAGCCGGGAUUACAUCACCAGCUUCCUGGACUCAGGUAUGGGCUCCUGUCUGAACAACAUCCCCCCCAAGCAAGAGUUUGUGUACCCCACCACAGCGCCGGGUCAGGCCUACGAUGCAGACGAACAGUGCCGCUUCCAGUACGGCGUUAGAUCUCGACAAUGUAAAUAUGCGGAAGUCUGCAGUGAACUUUGGUGCAUGAGCAAGAGCAACCGUUGUAUCACCAGCAGCAUUCCCGCUGCAGAGGGAACCAUCUGUCAGACCAACACCAUAGAGAAAGGGUGGUGCUAUAAGAGGGUGUGUGUGGUGUACGGGACUCGUCCAGAGGGCGUGGACGGGGGCUGGGGUCUGUGGUCACCCUGGGAGGAGUGUAGCAGGACCUGUGGAGGAGGAGUCUCCUCAUCUAUCAGACACUGUGACAGCCCCAGGCCAACUAUUGGUGGAAAGUAUUGUUUGGGGGAGAGAAAGCGCUUCAGGUCCUGCAAUAUUGAUGUGAGUAUAUCUGCUCCUCAUUGUCAUCAACAUCGUGGGGUGAAGCCUUGUUCCCUCAACUGUCUGGCAGAAGGAUACAACUUCUACACAGAGCGUUCUCCAGCCGUGGUGGAUGGCACACUUUGCCGAGAUGACUCUCUCGAUGUGUGUGUAAAUGGAGAGUGUAAGCACGUAGGCUGUGACAGAGUCCUCGGCUCAGAUGUACGCGAGGACCGCUGCCGGAUAUGUGGGGGUGACGGGAGCAGGUGUAUGUCUGUGGAGGGACUCUUCAAUGACUCGCUGCCUGAAGGAGGUUAUGAAGAAGUGGUCAGAAUUCCCAAAGGAUCAGUGUUCAUCCACAUACAGGAGCUCAACAUAUCCCUCAACUACCUGGUGCUGAAGAGUAAAGGGGACCAGUACUUUAUCAACGGGAAGCUGACCAUUGACACGCCACGCAGGUUUGAUGUUGCAGGUACCACCUUCCACUACAGGCGGCCCACUGAUGGACCAGAAACUCUUGAAGCUCUGGGGCCAACAAACAUAACCUUAACUAUCAUGGUGCUUGUGCGGGAGGAGAACCCAGGGAUCCACUAUCGCUUCAACCCCCCACUGAACAAGGAACCUCUGACGGGCUUUGCCUGGCACUACAACUCCUGGUCACGCUGCUCAGCUCUCUGCGCUGGAGGUGUGCAGACACAGCAGGUGGUUUGUAGGAAGCAGGCAGAUCAUUCAGUCAUCUACAACCACUUCUGUGACAAGAAAAACAAACCCAAAGAGAAGAGGAGAACCUGCAAUACUGAGCCGUGCUCUCCGUCCUGGUGGACAGGAGAAUGGUCAGAGUGCAGUCGCAGCUGUAAUGGCGGCCUGCGGACACGGGAGGUGUUAUGUAAAAGGAGGAUCUCUGUGACGGAGGAGAAGGUCCUGGACGACUCAGCAUGUACAACCCAACGCCCUUCCCCCACUGAGCCCUGCAGAAACCAAAGCUGCCCCCCUGAGUGGCUGGCCCUAGACUGGUCCGAGUGUACGCCCAGCUGUGGUCCUGGCUACAGGCACCGUGUGGUCUUGUGUAAGAGCGGGGAGAGCGGUGACAACCUACCAGAGUCCAAGUGCCCUAAACAUGGCCGGCCCACCUCCAGGGUACGCUGUAACCUGCAGCGCUGCCCUCCCCCUCAGUGGGUGACGGGUCCCUGGGGAGAGUGUUCUGCCAAGUGUGGUCUGGGUCAGGAGAUGCGUUCGGUGCAGUGUCUGACCCCCUCCCGCCAGCCAUCCAACGAGUGUCUUGAACAUCAGAGGCCAGCAGGGAUGCAGCAGUGCAAGAGCAAAUGUGACCUCAAUCUGCCCAUCAGUACAGACAACCCUGAAGGCCAAAUGCCGGGAGGAUUUAUGUCAUUCCAUACAAGUCGUAUAAGUCUGAGCAAUAAAGAGUGUAAAGAUGUGAACACUGUGGCCUACUGCCCCCUGGUGCUUAGGUUCAAGUUCUGCAGCAGGCCAUAUUUCAGACAAAUGUGCUGCAAGACCUGCCAGGGCCACUGACCUGACAACGUGAAGCUCACAGCGUCCGCUCUCUGGGUCCUGUACACACUCACAGUAACCCUGAACCCCUCCCACUGAGCCUUGUAACAGCAGCCCUCCCACUACCUCUAUCAGAGGGGUGAGAGAUCGAGCUGGAAUGCUGUCGGACUGACACCUGGUCCUGUUACUGUUAAAGAGGGACCAAUUUUCCAGCCAGGAUCCAGCACAAACCAGACGCCUCUCCGGGCCAAGCUGGGCCAUAACAGCCUGAGCUGAGUUUUACAUUCCACUGGAGGGAGGGCUGCAGAAACCUGGAGAGACAGAGAGAGGGAGAGAGUAACUUCCCUCCAUCUUUCUAAUGAUCCCUUUGUUGUAAUAUUUUGGUGCUACUAUAUUUCUCUUUGGCUGCAGGGCUGGUCGCAGUACUCUCUUAAACCUGUAUGUGAACAGGUGAUAUUUGUUUAGUUGCGAAUUUAAAAAAUCCACUUUGUAAAACAAAUGAUAUGCCAGAAAUCUUCGCCCAUGAAAAGGAAUAUCUCAUGCUAUAAAAUGAAAGAUUUGUUUCUAUGUUAUCUAAUAGUUGUUACUUGACCACAUUGUUUUUAUGCCAUUGCUUUGUUCCGUAUCAACAUAUUCAUGAAGUCCUCGCUGUUAUUCAGCUGAAGUAUGAGCAGAGUUUGAUUUGCACAAAGUGUCAGCAGUCUGAGGUCUUGUGUGUCUUAUGUUUGUGUUGAUUUGACUUGAUGUCUCUAUGGAAUCUAUAAAUGUCUCACUGUAGUGAACCUGCCUUAUUCUUGCCAUUUCGGUUAGUUUGCUUAAAUGUUAUCACCUCUGCAGUAAAACAGAGCUUCAAGCUUCACAAGACACAUGAAGACACUUGGUGAUGUGAGCAAAGCCAGUGCUGACUAACCAGGACAUUUUUAGAUUGUAGGAUUGCUUUUUGUGUCUGCGGCAGCUCGGCUCAGUGUCAUUAUCUGAAAAUCCCUCAGCACAGGGCCUUUUUUUUGUUUUGUUUUGUUUUUUUUAUGGGGGGGGGGGGGGGGGGGGGGGGGGGGGUUGUCACAUGUUACCACUCAAUCUACAGUGCUAGUAACUUUUACUAUGACUGGAAACACUGUGCACAGUGAGACACAGUUGAGUCAGCUUUGCCAGCAGGAAUAGGGCCAGUGAAGAGGAGUGAAGAACAGCAUUUUAUAGAUUUCAUAGUAAGAGUGCUAAUCUGAGGAUGGAUUUACACACCCAUAAAAUAUCUCAUUUCUUUGUGGCACAGAUCUGAUGUAUUCAGUCAGAAAUCAUCAUUAAGCCUGCUGUGGAAAGAUUUCUGACACAGAUUAUUCAAGAUUAUUAAACAGAUUAUUAAACUAGAAAAUUGUCAUUUAAACUAAUCUGCCAGUGUGAUAAUAGCUGAUUUUGUUUGAACAUGUAGUUGCUGAGUGGUUGCAACAUUCAUUUGGAGUCAUGUUUGUGUCCACCUGAUGAAUAUAAGUCAAUAUUCACUCUGUUUGAGCUUUGUUUUGGUCUCUACCAACUCCUGAUAGAAAUAUCGGUCUCUUUAGCUGCUAAAUGCUACACUAUGUUCAAUUACUAUUCUCUGGUUGCUGUUUGCUGCUAAGCAGGUAGUGUACAGUGAUUUUUCUUAGAAAACAGCUGCUUGCUGCAAUUGAAAAUGACUCAAUGAGAGUAAACCAAAAACUGUAAAGUUGUGGGCUGAACAGCUAAACAAUUACAAACUUACUAUGAAGCACCAAAAAUUCAAGGGGAGCUGCAAAUUCAGGUGAUAAUUCUCUUCAAGUUCAUCACUAUGAGGAACCCCUUUCACAUUCUCAUUUCAGACAUUGGUAUUAUAUAAAUAUUGACUAUAGUUGCUUUUAUGAAUCAACACAGUCCGCGUAAAGCUGUGUGCUGGAUUCUCAAAAAGCCCAAAACCGCUGUACAAACCAAUGUCAACUAUUGCCCUAAAGAUAGUGAUGGGAUAUGUCACCCUAAAGGUCACAGAUUUCCAUUCAUUGAACAGGAAACGUGCAUUUGUGUAGCGCUGAUUUUAUUGAAGAUUUUUUUAAUGACACAUAUUUUUUAAAUAGCUGUUUCAGCUGUUUCCCAAUCCUGAAUACUUUUAGAAAUAGCCUCAGAGGCUCAACAGAUCAGUCAUCACUAUGGCGUCCACUGUGUUCUGUUGUGGCCGGUGACUUCACAAACGUUCACACUGAACACUGCUAGAAGCAGCUCUGUGUAACACUACAUGUCACAUCAUUUCAUUGUAAAGAGACAAAACUACAGUUAGUCUUUUUGGGGAUAAACUGCAAUGUGUUUUGUUUUGUUUUAUUGUGGUGCUUUGGUUUGGAUUGGUGCUAUUAGUUCACUGUUGUUGUAAAUGUUAUCAUUUUAACAGUUGUGCUUUUAAUUAUUCAGAAAGGAAUUUGAGCCUGUUGUAACAAUACAAAUCUGCAGAGCAGGACCCCUCACCCACAAGCCAUCAUCUUUGGGUUCCUUUGUUCAUUUCUAUCAGAAUAUAAGCUUUUAAUGUACACUCCCUGACCUGGUUAAUAUGGCCAGUAGUGCCUCAAAAUCACCAUCCACUUUUUAGAAUUAUGUCAAAUACCAUAGCAAAUUCUGAAGGGGCACUGUACAGAUAUUGAUAUUUCCCAGUGCUCUAAACAUCUUAAACAUUUUUGGAUUGUAAAAAUAAUUUUAUUUGGGCAGCAUAAACAAAUAUUUAGGUUUUGGGAACGCCUUAACAAAUGUUCGGUACUCAGAUAGUGUGAGGGUCUCAAACAGACUGCCAAUCCAUCCACGUGGGGCAUAGAAACGUUAUUUAAUUUAAAGUUUUUGUGCGGUGUAUGCCAUCAGUGUUAGGCUAACUUCACCCCUGCAGUUUUUCAUGAUUGAACAUGUUGAAACACUUUUUGUAUCAUUUAUCAGUUGCACAUAAAGUUUCAGAUAAUAGUUCUUGUUUUAGUGUCUGAAAAACAUUUUAUUUUCUCUAUAUCUACCUGUGCCUAUAAUAAAGGUUCACACUGAGAAGUGAGCCUGUUUUAUCUGAGUAAAUAAGAGGGACAGUACCGGUAAUUGUUGUUUUGUUUUGUCACAUGAUAAUUAUAACAUGACAUGUACUGUAUGUUGUUCAAUAUACUAUAGAAAAUGAAUCUGUUUGUCCCACAUGUACAUCUUUUUAAAAGGAAAUAUUAAAUUGAUUAAACAUGA
Molecule: messenger RNA, 6966 nt
Organism: Etheostoma cragini (Arkansas darter)
Lineage: Eukaryota; Metazoa; Chordata; Actinopteri; Perciformes; Percidae
Gene: adamts10
Product: ADAM metallopeptidase with thrombospondin type 1 motif, 10
Exons: 26
Coding region: 466-3786 (1106 amino acids)
Biological process (GO): extracellular matrix organization; proteolysis
Cellular component (GO): extracellular matrix
Molecular function (GO): metalloendopeptidase activity
Source: RefSeq, a predicted model, not a curated record